This is a messenger RNA of Chionomys nivalis (European snow vole), 2796 nucleotides long. It is a transcript of the gene Hemk1, whose product is annotated as HemK methyltransferase family member 1. The transcript is spliced from 11 exons. Gene Ontology annotation, cellular component: mitochondrion. NCBI's taxonomy places the organism in Eukaryota, Metazoa, Chordata, Mammalia, Rodentia, Cricetidae. Bases 193 to 1383 code for a protein of 396 amino acids. The record is from RefSeq and is a predicted model, not a curated record. Gene Ontology annotation, biological process: protein methylation. Gene Ontology annotation, molecular function: nucleic acid binding; protein methyltransferase activity.
CGGGGGCCGACCCUGGUGCCGGUUCCUGCUGCUGGUGUGAUGACAACAGCAUCUGAGAAAUAAAACACCAGAGAACCAGAGCUCAUGACUGAUCCUUCUGCAGCCAGUCCAGCCUAGGGGUCACCCCGGCACCUCCCUCAGUGACUGGUAUCACAAGGGAGACUUAGGAACUUGCAAACCUUUCUCUACGACAUGAAACUUUGGGGGCGAAUACUUUGGACCCUCCUAUCUGGUUCCAGGGGAAGGAGGGGAGCCCCCCAAGGCUGGGCCCUCAACUCAUGGAAGCCUCGUUCAUCUCUGUCUGGGCUGUUGAGUGCCACAGAGGUGGUCAGCCACUGGACACAGGUCUUUGAGCAAAGGGGUAUCCCAGAGGCCCGGGAGUCCAGUGAGUACAUCGUGGCCCAUGUUCUUGGAGCCAAAACAUUUCAGAGCCUGAGACCAGUACUUUGGACCAAGCCACUGACCCCUAAACAACUGCAGUACAUCCAGGAACUGUGCAGUCAUCGAUUACAGAGGAUGCCGGUGCAGUAUAUCCUUGGGGAGUGGGACUUCCAGGGACUCAAUCUGAAAAUGGAACCCCCAGUGUUCAUUCCUCGGCCAGAGACGGAAGAACUGGUUGAAUGGAUUUUAGAGGAAGUGGCCCAGAGACCCUCUGCAGUGGGAGCCCAGGGUGGUCCCCUCAUUCUGGAGGUGGGCUGUGGAUCAGGAGCCAUUGCCCUCAGCCUGCUGAGUCAGCUCCCUGAGAGUCAAGUCAUUGCUGUGGAUAAGGGAGAAGCUGCUGUUCGUCUGACCCAUAAGAAUGCUCAGAGAGGUGCAAUGAGGGUUGUCUGGCGUUGGUCCCAUGGCUUUAUGGAUGGACGGACUGUGAGCAGUGGCUGUAUUGCUGGUCCAAGAAGGGCUCAUUUUCCCUACUGGUCCUUGCAGCCAAGGGUAACGGCUCACAUCCUAUGCUCACCGCCACCUCCCCAUCUCUCCAGGCUGCAGUUGCAGGACAGGAUACGGAUCGUUCCCCUUGAUAUAACUUCAGAAGGGUGCUGGACACACCUUUUGCCCUGGGGUCCCAUAGACUUGGUGGUCAGUAACCCUCCCUACGUCUUCCACAAGGACAUGGAACAGCUGGCCCCAGAGAUCUGCAGCUAUGAAGACCUGGUGGCCCUGGAUGGUGGUGAGGAAGGCAUGAACAUCAUUACCCGCAUCUUAACCUUGGCUCCCCGGCUAUUGAAUGCCUCUGGAAGUAUCUUCUUAGAAGUGGACCCAAGACACCCAGAGCUUGUCAGCAGCUGGCUUCAGAGCCGGCCCCACCUGCGUCUUAGUCUUGUGGCUGUACGGAAAGACUUCUGUGGGAGGUCCCGGUUCCUGCAUGUCCGGAAGUCUGCAGCAUAGUGUGGCUACUCUGAACAGCUGGCCAGGAUUCCAGUCUGCUGGGGGCCUGGCUGGCCCUGCAUGGAAUACUGCUCAGAGGGAGGCAGUAAUGCUGUCCAGAACCACAGGCAUGGCCCAUGGUUCUGCGAUUCCCCAAGAUGGAUGUUGCUAGGAGACUUGGAAAUAAGGAUGGAGUGUUCUUCCUGGGGCAGCAAAGAACAGAGACUCGAGAGCUGGGUUUCAGGCCCAGCUCUUUCUCCUCAGUGUCGCGGUCUACUUGGUGUCCUGUGGUGAAACCGCUGAGAAGAUACUGGGAAAUGUGGCCAGUUAGGUACCGAGAGAACAAUAAAUGGUAGACCAGCGUUUGUUAGCAGUAUCUGUUGGCCCUUGUCCUCUGUAUAGGAUUAGGCCUUAGAGCCUCCUACUCCAGUAAGUCGAGCAGACUGUGUGAUAGGGGUGGGGCCCAGUGUAAGGAGAGCACAUGAUGGGGGUAGGGGUAUGAGGCUUAAUCCUGCCCUUAGACACUGUAGGGGCUGCACAGAAGAGCUCAUUCUUUGGGUUAACAUCGUUUACCUCCAGCCCGGGUAUGCCUAUGUACCCUUCCUUGACUGGGCCCAGACUGAGCAUGGGGGCCAUAUCUGAGGAUGAGGGUGGAGUUGAGGGUUUUUUGACACAUGAUCCUGGGGUUGCAUGCCCACACUGAUGUCAGUGAAGGUUUGAGACAGUAAGGUGGAAAAAACCCCACAGGACUUUUGUUUGCUUUUAUUGAACUUCCUUUCCAAAUGUGGAAAUUCAAAUUUGGAGUUCAAAUAACCCACAAUAUAUCUCCCCGGCUGAUGCACCCAACCAAGUGUGGUCACUGAAUCAUGACCUUUGCUCCAGCUCUGGGCAGAUUCACGGCUACCAGGAGGCCCAAAGAUCAGGUACUGUCAACAGCAACAGGAAGCUUCUCAGUGCUGAGUGUUGAUGCAAGAUUGCAUCUGGGUAGUUCGUCAAGUGUUGAAGACUAAACACGUCCAUUCUACCUGACUCUUCCCUGCCCCCAGGGCCUUACCUAAGGUGCAACAGCCAGAGACAGUGUGCGCUGAUAGGCAACAAACAGCACCACCAAAGCCAAGACAGCUGGGUACCAGGUCCAGUCUUGGAGUUGGACCCAGUUACCGCCUUUCUCCGAGGUAUGGACUCUUCUCAGUCCAAGCGUGGUACAGGAAGUAGCGUUGCUUUAUUCUGUUCUAGAUCACCAAGGUAGAACAUGCAUGCUGGCAUCUAGAUCACCAAGGUAGAACGUGCAUGCUGGCAUCUAGAUCACCAAGGUAGAACGUGCAUGCUGGCAUCUAGAUCACCAAGAUAGAACAUGCAUGCUGGCAUCUAAAUGCCCACAGUCCAGGCAGGAGGGUCAGACUGCUAAGAGAAGGCCUGCCUGAAGUCCCAUGA